AUGUCAUUUCCUCAGAAAUUCCGUCAAGAGGAAAAAGAUAAACAGUUUUCCCGCUUUGCAGAGUUUCUCAGAACAUUAGAAAUCAAGAUCCCUUUUGUAGAGGCACUUGAACAGAUACCUUCUUAUUCUAAGUUCAUGAAGAACAUUUUGAGUCAUAAGAAGGAUUGGAGAGAGACAGAAAUAGUUCUCCUCACUGAAGAGUGCAGUCCAAUUAUUCAAAAUAGCUUACCAGAGAAACUUAAAGAUCCUGGGAGCUUUAGGAUACCAUACACUCAAGGUGAUGCUUGUACAAGGACAACUUUAUGUGACCUUGGAGAAAGCAUUAACCUAAUACCUGCUUCAUUAAUAAAGAAGCUUUGCUUGACUGAUGAAGUCAAACCAACCCACAUAUACCUUCAACUUGUUGAUAGUUCUAUUAAGAUACCAUCAGGCGUAAUUGAAGACAUGAUUGUUAGGGUUGGACUAUUUGCUAUUCCCAUUGACUUUGUGGUAUUAGAUAUGGAAGGGCAUAAGAGUGCAUCCCAUAUCCUAGGGACACCCUUCCUAGUUAUAGGAUGGACCCUCAUUGAUGUUGAGAAAAGGGAAGUAACCCUGAGAGUUAAUGAGGAAAAGUUCACACUAAAUGCUAUCAAAGCUAUGCAGCAUCCAAACACCCCAGAGGAAUGCAUGAGCAUUGACCUCAUUGAUUCCCUGGUUGAAGAAGCAAAUAUGGCUGAAAGUCUCAAGGAAGGGCUGAAUGACAUCCUUACAAAUGCCCAACCAGAUUUAGAGGAACCUCUAGAAACCACUGAGAAAAAGGAGAAACCUCCAAAGCUUGAGCUCAAGCCAUUACCAUCUUCCCUGAAAUAUGUAUUUCUGGGAGAUGGAGACACUUAUGUUGUAAUCGUAAGCUCUGCCUUAGAGCCAUAG
Arachis duranensis is the source of this 909-nucleotide messenger RNA. RefSeq lists its product as uncharacterized. NCBI's taxonomy places the organism in Eukaryota, Viridiplantae, Streptophyta, Magnoliopsida, Fabales, Fabaceae. The record is from RefSeq and is a predicted model, not a curated record. The coding region runs from base 1 to 909 and encodes 302 amino acids. The transcript has a single exon.